UAAAAAGAUUAAUAAAACCCCAAAAUCACGCAGAACUGAUUCCUUCUCUCUCUAGAUUCUGCAAUCCAUCUCUCUCUCGCUCUCAGAGCAUUGGCAAUGGCCUCCUCUUCUUCUCUUACACUUUCCCAGGCCCUUCUUGCUAGAGCCACUUCUCACCACCAAAGCCCCGACCACCGUCUCUCCCCUUCCAACCUCUCUUUCCCUGCAUUUUCUGGCCUUAAGUCAACCACUUCUCAGAAUCCACGCGCCGCCGACUCCCGCCUCCGAAUUCCCACUCGCCAGCUCACUGUCCGAGCAGCUGCAGUAGAGACCCUCGAUGCUACCGCCGAGACUUCAUUGGUGGAGAAAUCGGUUAAUACAAUCAGAUUCUUGGCCAUUGAUGCCGUUGAGAAGGCGAAUUCGGGUCACCCGGGAUUACCCAUGGGAUGUGCUCCGAUGGGUCAUAUAUUGUACGAUGAAAUCAUGCGGUAUAACCCCAAGAACCCCUACUGGUUCAACCGUGAUCGCUUCGUUUUAUCCGCUGGUCACGGGUGUAUGUUGCAGUAUGCUCUGCUUCACCUCGCUGGCUACGAUAGUGUCAAGGAGGAGGACUUGAAGAGCUUCCGUCAAUGGGGAAGCAAAACCCCUGGACACCCGGAGAACUUUGAGACUCCCGGUGUUGAAGUUACCACUGGUCCCCUUGGGCAGGGUAUUGCCAAUGCUGUCGGUUUGGCCCUUGCUGAGAAGCACCUAGCUGCUCGUUUCAACAAGCCAGACAAUGAGAUUAUUGAUCACUACACAUAUUGUAUAUUGGGAGAUGGUUGUCAAAUGGAAGGUAUUUCAAAUGAAGCUUGUUCCCUUGCUGCGCACUGGGGUCUUGGGAAGCUGAUAGCUUUUUAUGAUGACAACCACAUUUCCAUAGAUGGUGACACUGAGAUUGCAUUCACUGAGAAUGUUGACACUCGUUUUGAGGGUCUUGGGUGGCAUGUUAUCUGGGUGAAAAAUGGGAACAAUGGCUAUGAUGAAAUUCGUGCUGCCAUCAAGGAAGCAAAGGCUGUCAAGGACAAGCCAACUUUGAUCAAGGUGACCACAACUAUAGGUUUUGGAUCUCCAAACAAGGCAAACUCAUACAGUGUUCAUGGGAGUGCACUUGGUGCUAAGGAGGUGGAUGCAACAAGGAAGAACCUUGGAUGGCCUUACGAGCCUUUCCACGUGCCUGAGGAUGUUAAAAAGCAUUGGAGUCGUCAUGUUCCUGAGGGUGCUGCUCUCGAAGCUGACUGGAGUGCUAAAUUUGCCAAGUAUGAGAAGAAUUACAAGGAGGAUGCUGCAGAGCUGAAGUCUAUCAUCACAGGUGAACUACCUGCUGGUUGGGAGAAGGCCCUUCCGACACACACUACUGAGAGCCCAGCUGAUGCAACCAGAAAUCUAUCCCAGCAAUGUCUUAAUGCUCUUGCAAAAGUUCUUCCUGGUUUCCUUGGUGGCAGUGCAGACCUUGCUUCUUCCAACAUGACCUUGCUGAAAAGUUUUGGGGACUUCCAAAAGGACACACCAGAAGAACGCAAUGUUAGAUUUGGUGUUAGGGAGCAUAGUAUGGGAGCUAUCUGCAAUGGCAUUGCUCUUCACAGCCCUGGCCUGAUUCCAUACUGUGCUACCUUCUUCGUAUUCACUGACUACAUGAGAGCUGCUAUCAGAAUUUCUGCUUUAUGUGAAGCUAGGGUUAUAUAUGUUAUGACCCAUGAUUCAAUUGGCCUGGGAGAAGAUGGACCAACUCAUCAACCAAUUGAACACUUGGCAAGCUUCCGGGCAAUGCCCAACAUUUUGAUGCUACGCCCUGCUGAUGGAAAUGAGACUGCUGGUGCUUACAAGGUUGCUAUCCUCAACAGGAAGAGACCCUCUAUCCUUGCCCUGUCUCGACAAAAGCUACCCCAACUUGCCGGAACUUCAGUUGAAGGAGUCGAAAAGGGAGGUUACAUUAUUUCAGACAAUUCUUCGGGUAACAAGCCAGAUGUUAUUUUGUUGGGAACUGGUUCUGAAUUGGAAAUUGCUGCCAAAGCAGCUGAGGAACUAAGAAAGGAAGGGAAGGCUGUAAGAGUUGUGUCCUUUGUAUCUUGGGAGCUUUUUGAUGAUCAAUCAGAUGCAUACAAGGAAAGUGUUCUACCGGCUGCUGUAACAGCUAGGGUAAGCAUUGAAGCCGGAACAACAUUUGGUUGGGAGAAAAUAGUUGGGAGCAAAGGAAAGGCUAUCGGAAUCGACAGGUUCGGGGCUAGCGCACCUGCAGGUAAAAUAUACAAGGAGUUUGGCAUCACUCCUGAGGCUGUUAUAGCAGCUGCUAAAGAAGUUUCCUAGAUGAUAUCAUCUUGUUUUUGGAUUUGGGUUGGAGAAUACACAAACCGGCUGUUCUCUUAACUGAGGUAGCCGCCUCUUUUAUUUGAAAUAAGAAGUUAGAUUGAAAUUUCUGUUGCAUAAAAAAUUGCUAAGUGAAGAAGCAUCAUGGAUCAAUUAGGAGAGGGUUUAUGAAUGUUUGGAAUUUGUCUUUAAGUUUUGUAAUGUUCUGUUUGUUAGCUAAAUGAGGUUCGAGAUUCUGCCCGUGUUCAUCCUAUUUUAUGUGAAUAAAGGGGGUUUUCAAUUUCUGGUAUU
Messenger RNA from Tripterygium wilfordii, 2616 nucleotides. Its product is annotated as transketolase, chloroplastic-like. Gene Ontology annotation, biological process: pentose-phosphate shunt. Gene Ontology annotation, cellular component: cytosol. The coding region runs from base 97 to 2325 and encodes 742 amino acids. Gene Ontology annotation, molecular function: transketolase activity. The record is from RefSeq and is a predicted model, not a curated record. Lineage: Eukaryota; Viridiplantae; Streptophyta; Magnoliopsida; Celastrales; Celastraceae. The transcript is spliced from 7 exons.